GCGAGCCGCCCCGCUUGCGACGCUCCCAAACGGGCGUGUGAGCUCCGCUGUUGUGCCUUUCUGUCCCUUCUCGGGAACCGUAGCGGCCCGAGCGGCGAUGUUUGCGGAGCUGAGCGAGUUGCUGGGGGACUCCGUCGAGCGGCCGCAGCAGGGCAAGCUGACCUUGCUGGGUGCCACCAAGACAGAUGCCAGCUUCCUGGUUCACCAUUUCCUCUCCUUUUAUUUAAAAGCUGGGUGCAAAGUCUGCUUCGUGGCUUUUCUGCAGUCUUUCAGUCACUACAACAUUGUGGCCCAAAAGCUGGGACUUGGACUGACGACAGCCAAAGAACGGGGGCAGCUCGUGUUCUUAGAAGGCCUGAAAGUUGCACGUGAUGUCCUGUUUAGCAAGCGGCAAGAGUCGGCCGAGCCCCAUCCUUUCCAGUUCAUCAGCGGAGAUGGCUCCAACCUGAGAGGACUGCAUGACUUUGUUCGGACAGCCCUAAGCCCGGCUGUGGGUGGGGACUCGUGGAAGUGCCCUGUGCUUAUUGUGGAUGACCUCAGUGUCUUGCUGAGCCUGGGGGUGAAGCCGACUGAUGUGCUGGAUUUCGUCCACUAUUGCAGGGUCACAGUGAACUCUCUGCUUAAGGGCAAUGCGGUGGUGAUGGUGCGUGGCAGUGAUGAUUCAGAGGAUGAGGAGAAUGAGCUGCUUGCGAAAGCCCUCCGUUACCAGAGCAGCCGGAUCCUGUGGGCUGAAGGGCUGGCGACUGGCUUCUGUAAGGACGUUCAUGGGCAGUUAACGAUUGUCUGUCGCAGCUCGUGGGAGGAGAAGGCCGAGAGGGAACUCCAGCAAGUUUACCAGUACAAAAUCCAGGACAGGAACGUCAGCUUUUUUGCCAGGGGGAUGUCAGUGGCUGUGCUGUGAGCUGGGGGCGGGCAGAGUGGAGAGAGGCCAGAAUGCUCGCAAAGGAACCGGGAGACGGAGCAAAGGACAUUGCAGAAGAGACUGGGGAGGGUGGAAGGUGGUGGGUUCCGGAACUCCACAAGAGCCCCCCCGUGUCUCCCUUCGUCCUCUAUCAUCUCCUGGACAACUUGGUGGGCAAGUGAAAGAAAGAAAGACAGAAAAGACAAGACUCUUGUCAUCCCUC
Messenger RNA from Gekko japonicus, 1124 nucleotides. RefSeq names its product elongator acetyltransferase complex subunit 6 (gene ELP6). Bases 98 to 901 code for a protein of 267 amino acids. Gene Ontology annotation, biological process: tRNA wobble uridine modification. Lineage: Eukaryota; Metazoa; Chordata; Lepidosauria; Squamata; Gekkonidae. The transcript has 7 exons. The record is from RefSeq and is a predicted model, not a curated record. Gene Ontology annotation, cellular component: elongator holoenzyme complex.